UGCUGCAACAGGCAAGAUUGUCGGGAUGAAAAGCCGGUUAGCGUUUCAUCUUAUUACACAUUGGGCUGGCAAUCAAAACCAUUCAAAGGUCAUUGUCCUUGAGGAACACACCCUUUUUUUAUUCUUGCUGUCAUUGAGAAUAUUUCAUAGUGGAUUUUCCUUUAACCCCGCUCGUCCACUCUGAAGAACCCGUUCGCCGGGGGAGCAGGUAAAGAGAUGCCGAGCCAAUAUAUGAAAAGCAGCACAAAUGAGACCGACAAAAAAGAACAUGAUGUUCCUACUGAUGGAAAAGUUGAGAAAAACAGUGAAACAAAAGAGGAGAAGAAGCCUAAAAUGGUCAGCCCACUGGCUUUGUUUCGCUAUGCAAGUUGUACAGACAGACUUCUAAUGGUGUUUGGUAGUGUUGCUGCUUUAAUUCAUGGAGCUGGAAUGCCUCUCAUGGUCAUAGUAUUUGGACAGAUGACAGACAGCUUCAUCCACAAUGAAAUUUCGAAAAACCUCACAGCAAAUGAAAUUCUUAAUAUAAGUAUUGCUGUAUCAGAGACCCUAGAAGAACAAAUGACAAGAUUUGCCUACUACUACGUGGGUUUAGGGGCAGCUGUUCUGCUUGCUGCCUAUGUCCAAGUUUCCUUCUGGUCACUUGCUGCAGCAAGACAGACACGAAAGAUAAGAGAAAUAUUUUUUCAUUCAUUAUUGCGUCAGGAAAUAGGAUGGUUUGAUGUCAUUCAGAUUGGUGAACUCAACACUCGUCUAACAGACGAUAUUUUAAAGAUAAGUGAUGGAAUUGGCGAUAAAAUAGGCUUGCUCAUACAAUCACUGGCCUCCUUUAUAGGUGGCUUUGUGGUAGGCUUUAUCAAAGGAUGGAAACUAGCACUGGUGAUUCUGGCAGUGAGUCCGGUUCUAGGAAUUUCUGCGGCGAUCUGGUCCAAGUUGUUGACUUCAUUCACAAAACAAGAACAAAAUGCUUAUGCAAAAGCUGGAGCUGUGGCUGAGGAAGCAUUGUCAGGUUUCAGGACUGUGGUAGCUUUUGGAGGACAAGAGAAAGAAGUUGCAAGGUAUCAGGAGAAAUUGAUUGAAGCUGAGAAAGUUGGAAUCAAAAAGUCACUUAGCAGCAAUAUAGCGGUGGGUUUCACCUUCUUAAUCAUCUAUGCUUCGUAUGCUCUGGCAUUCUGGUAUGGAAGUACCCUGAUACUGACUGAGAAUUAUACAAUUGGAAAAGUGCUAACGGUGUUUUUUUCAGUGCUGAUUGGUGCGUUUUCUAUCGGCCAGACAUCACCAAACAUUGAAGCACUCGGCAAUGCGAGGGGAGCAGCUUAUGUGAUCUUCAACAUCAUGGAUCAGGAACCAUUAAUUGAUAGUUUUUCAGAAAGUGGACAUAAACCAGAUCAAGUCAAAGGAGACGUGGAAUUUAUGAACGUACGCUUCAAAUACCCUUCAAGACCUGAUGUUGAGAUAUUAAAAGGUCUGCACCUGAAGUUGAAAAGCGGGCAAACAGUUGCUCUGGUUGGCAGCAGUGGCUGCGGUAAGAGCACUACCAUCCAACUUCUGCAGAGAUUCUACGACCCUGAAGAAGGAAUGAUUAUGCUUGAUGGACAGGAUAUCCGAAGUUUGAAUGUUAGACAUCUCAGGGAAAUGAUUGGUGUUGUGAGCCAGGAACCUGUCCUCUUUGCAACCACAAUAGCUGAAAACAUUCGCUAUGGUCGUCAAAAUGUCAGCAUGACUGAGAUAGAAGAAGCUACCAAGGAAGCUAAUGCCUAUGAUUUUAUUAUGAAACUGCCAGAUAAAUUUGAAACGUUAGUUGGAGAAAGAGGCACACAGCUAAGCGGAGGCCAGAAGCAAAGAAUUGCUAUUGCACGAGCUCUGGUGCGCAAUCCCAGGAUUCUGCUGCUGGAUGAAGCUACAUCUGCUUUGGAUGCUGAGAGUGAAGCUACUGUUCAAGCUGCUCUCGAUAAGGUACGCAAAGGCCGCACUACAAUAGUUAUUGCUCACCGUCUGUCAACAGUGCAAAAUGCAGACAUCAUUGCAGGAUUACAGGAUGGUGUCAUUUCAGAGAUAGGAACCCAUGAAGAACUGAUGGAGGCAAAAGGAAUUUAUUAUACAUUGGUGACUAACCAGACAUUUAGGAAUGAAGACAAUGAGACGGACGAAUUGGCUAUUGAGAUAAAUGGAGCUAAACCCAAGACUGUUGCCACAAAGCCACUGCGAAGACAGUCAACACGUGCCAGCAUGAAAAAGCCAGGAACAGCUGCAGAAAAUAAGGAUGCUGAUGUUCCACAGGAUGAAAAUCUUCCCAACAUGUCCUUUCUGCGUAUUCUUAGAAUGAACAGGACUGAAUGGCCUUAUAUACUUCUGGGAACAUUCUGUUCCAUUUUAAAUGGUGUCCUGCAGCCUGCAUUUGCCCUGAUAUUUUCCGAAAUUGUUUCUGUAUUUGCUAAUUCUGACAAAGAGCAUAUUCGCCGUCAGAGUACACUUUUUUCCCUGUUAUUCCUAGCACUUGGAGGUGUCUCCUUCAUCACAUUUUUUCUACAAGGCUUCAUGUUUGGCAAAUCUGGAGAGAUACUGACAAUGAGACUCCGAUAUUUAGCCUUUACGGCAAUGUUGCGACAGGAUGUUAGCUGGUUCGAUGAUUCGAAGAACAGCACUGGAGCAUUGACUACCAGACUUGCAACUGAUGCAUCUCAAGUUAAGGGGGCUACAGGUAUCAGACUUGGUUUGAUUUCACAGAAUAUAGCUAAUUUAGGAUGUUCAGUUAUUAUUUCCUUCGUCUACGGCUGGCAGCUGACACUAUUGAUCUUGGCUAUUGUGCCAGUCUUGGCAAUAGCAGGAUUGAUACAAAUGAGAAUGCUCACUGGACAUGCCAGCAAGGACAAGUCGGAACUUGAGAAAGCAGGAAAGAUUGCUACCGAGGCAGUCGAAAACAUUAGAACCGUUGUAGCUCUAACAAGGGAAAGAAAGUUUGAAGAAAUGUAUGAAGAAAACAUGAAAAUUCCUUCCAGGAAUUCAAUAAAGAAGGCUCACAUUUAUGGAGUCACCUUUGCAAUUUCACAAGCAAUUCUCUACUUUGCUUACGCAGCAUGUUUUCGAUUUGGGGCCUGGCUGGUGACAAAUAAUUACAUGGUUUUCCGGGAUGUUUUCCUUGUAUUCUCAGCAAUUGUAUUUGGAGCUAUGGCUUUGGGGCAGACAAGCUCAUUUGCACCUGACUACGCAAAGGCCAAGAUCUCAGCAGCUCACAUCAGAAUGCUACUUGAUCAAACACCAUCUAUAGACAGCUACAGUGAAAGUGGUCUUGUCCCUGCAUCUUUUGAAGGAAUAGUGAAGUUUGAAGAUGUUGGCUUUAACUAUCCUACUCGACCUGAUGUGACAGUGUUGCAAAGUUUGACGCUUUCAGUUGGGAAGGGACAAACCUUAGCUCUAGUGGGUAACAGUGGCUGUGGGAAAAGCACCACUGUACAGCUGCUAGAGAGGUACUAUGACCCACUACAUGGAAGAGUGCUUUUAGAUGAGCAUGAUGUGAAGGAUCUCAAUGUUCAGUGGGCUCGGGCACAGAUGGGUAUUGUGUCCCAGGAACCCGUUUUGUUUGACUGCAGUAUUGCUGAGAACAUUGCCUAUGGAGACAACAGCAGAGUUGUAUCCCAGGAGGAGAUAGAGGUUGCAGCCAAAGCGGCAAAUAUACAUGCAUUUAUUGAAACUCUGCCUCAGAAAUACAGUACAUGUGUAGGAGACAAGGGUGCCCAGCUAUCUGGAGGUCAGAAACAGCGUGUUGCCAUUGCUCGAGCCUUAGUCCGAAAUCCCAAGAUCCUCCUCUUGGAUGAAGCUACUUCAGCACUGGAUACUGAAAGUGAAAUGAUUGUCCAAGAAGCACUGGACAAAGCAAGAGAGGGACGUACCUGCAUUGUUAUAGCUCAUCGUCUGUCUACCAUCCAGAAUGCCAGUAAAAUAGUAGUGUUUAGUAAUGGCCGGAUUGCAGAGGAAGGAACACAUCAUCAGCUUCUUGCUAACCAAGGUCUAUACUACAAUCUAGUGACUGCACAAAUGGGAAAAAACUGAGUGACUUAAGGAAAGAAAAACAAAAUGAAAUUAUUACAUUUCAAUAAUUGAGACAUUGUAAUUAGUAGCUCAGUCGUAAUUUCUGUUAAAUACCAGUGAAAAAGUAAUCCCAUGGAACAACACUCCAAACAAUCACAGGAUAAAUCAACACAAAGGGCUUCAAUUUUGUUGAUGCUGCGAAGGGUCAUAGUCCAAGGAGCAGAGCUAGGAAAAAUUUACAAAAACAAAAGCUAUGCCCAGCUCUAUCUCAAGAGUGUCAUCUUUGCAAGAAAGUGAAGCAAUUUCAAAAAUGUGCAAAGACCAGAAAGAGUCCUCAAAUGACAGAAACAGUGCUGUCAACAUCUCAAAUAAGUUAAUGAUUUAAUGUAAAUGCCAUUAAAAAAAUUGGACACCCUGGAUAUCCAUCCAUUAGAACAUAUAUAAUUAGACGAUGACACACCUCCUUUAGAAGAAGUACUGCAGCUAUUGCAAGGGGAAGUAGUUGACCCUUCUGAACCAGACAAAAGAGAGCUCAGCCACGUUAAUGGACAGUCAACUCAAUUCAAAACUGAUAUAGCAGUGGAGGGAAGAUCUGAAAGUAAACUUCAAACAAGGGAAGAUCUUAAUGUAUCCAGCUAUUUUUUUUCAGGUCAGAGGACAAGUUUGAAAACUGAGAUGAGUCAAAGUGAAUUCCUGAGAGCUGUCGUACAAUUUGGUUCAGUCCCAGGAGAAGUUAGAGAUUCUUCUGGACCCUGGAAAGCUUUUGAGUAUAAUUAAAAUCAGAGCAGGAAAUGGACCAUUCAAAUUUGCAGGUUUAAAGAAUAAAAGUUUGUGGAACAUAGUGUUGAAUAAUAGAACCAACUUUGUUUAUUUCUUGUACUGUAAAUUAUCUGGCAGGAUACUUUCAGUUGAAAAUUGGAAGGCCAAACUUCUUUGAAAGAUGUUGUCUCCCUGAAGCUCAUAAUGAAACAGCAAACUUUCAUUAUGUAAUUUCUUUUAAACCAUCUAGAUACCGCUUACAUUUGAGUUCAACAAAUCUGAUAAUGCAGCCCACCAGUGAAGGUUGAGUGUGCUUUAUAUUUGUUGUGCCUGUAUUCCCAGCCUGUAUGAACAAGCCAUAACAUUUGGUUGAAAAUAGCCUUUACACUUGUUUGUUUAUCUUACGCUAUGUACAUAUGUAACCCAAGUUAGGUUCUCAGUUGUAGGCUGUGGUAGCUAGUGGUAUCUUGGUUUUCCCCUUAGCUAAAACAAAACGCAUCCCUAGCUAGCAGAAACAAUGAGUGAUGGACUUGUACCUUCCAUAAAGAGACCAAAAAUGUACAACUUGCAAAGGUAAGAAUGGUUGCCUUAUAUGUCAUUGAAGUGUAUCAAUAUGUCGAAAGGGAAAUUUGAAACACCACACAAUGAUAUGCAAUAAAUUCAACAACUGAUUUCCCUUGAUCAUGCUGUGGACAAAGGUUAAUGAACUGAAGGUCAUUUUGAAAGCUCAACAGUCAUUCUGUUUGUAAGCCAAGGUACAGAAGCAUCACGUGUUUACCAUUUUUUGAGAAAAGAUAAACAAUCGUUUAUGGAUGGUGAAGUGACAAAAAGAAGCCAUGACUGUGACCUCCAACUCUUUAUUCAAAGACUUUAAGAUCAAAGGAGAAAUAAUUAUGGCAAUCCAAAGUAUAUCACAAGGGGUUUCUUCAGUCGCAAGAUGACAACCGAGACUAACAGGCACUGGGGGAUAAUGUGCACUCACAGGUAUCAGACUGUCACUUAGUGAGUAGAGAAUUAUAUAUAUUUAUAUUUAAAUAGAAAAAAAUUAAAAAUGUUAUAUUUUACAUUUUCUUAGUGAUAGAUUCUGAGUCACCCUUAAAUUCAAAAAGUGAUCUUAUGCUUCAAAAUGUUGGAAGCUACAUAUUCAAGGUUUUCAGUUGGUCCGUGGAUUACCUGCACCCGGAGUGUGAGAUGUCAGCUAGCUUACAGCCAGGCACAAGGUAAACAGAACAAAAGUACUCUUUCUCAACGUGAAAGGAAUCAACUAUAGAAUUUCAACCAAGCUGCAAAAUUUUGGCUCGUAAAACUAACUUUUCAAGUACCAAUGACGAUGCUACUGCAAAUACUAACUGAAUGUUCAACAAUCCACUUUUCAUCUCAAUUUGCACAUCAGUUUCUUUUUAACCUUUCAGCUUUGUGCACCACCUCUGAUAGGUAAUCAGUGCCUAUGUCUGUUGUGUUAGUAUGUUUUCUUGUGUGCAGUAAUGAAUAA
Messenger RNA from Stegostoma tigrinum, 6277 nucleotides. RefSeq names its product ATP-binding cassette, sub-family B (MDR/TAP), member 4 (gene abcb4). Gene Ontology annotation, biological process: transmembrane transport. The transcript has 28 exons. Gene Ontology annotation, molecular function: ABC-type transporter activity; ATP binding; ATP hydrolysis activity. Gene Ontology annotation, cellular component: membrane. The coding region runs from base 217 to 4047 and encodes 1276 amino acids. The record is from RefSeq and is a predicted model, not a curated record. NCBI's taxonomy places the organism in Eukaryota, Metazoa, Chordata, Chondrichthyes, Orectolobiformes, Stegostomatidae.